GGCAGCUCAACCGAAACCGAUGUAGUCUCAUUCUACAAGACUGUUGAUUCUGAAGACAACGAAAUCGUUACUUCCACCACCUACACUCUACAUGGUGCAUCAGUUCCAGCUCCAGUCACCACCACCGUUGUGUCUGGCAGUUCAACCGAAACCGAUGUAGUCUCAUUCUACAAGACUGUUGAUUCUGAAGGCAACGAAAUCGUUACUUCCACCACCUACACUCUACAUGGUGCAUCAGUUCCAGCUCCAAUCACCACCACCGUUGUGUCUGGCAGCUCAACCGAAACCGAUGUAGUCUCAUUCUACAAGACUGUUGAUUCUGAAGACAACGAAAUCCUUACUUCCACCACCUACAUUCUACAUGGUGCAUCAGUUCCAGCUCCAAUCACCACCACCAUUGUGUCUGGCAGCUCAACCGAAACCGAUGUAGUCUCAUUCUACAAGACUGUUGAUUCUGAAGGCAACGAAAUCGUUACUUCCACCACCUACACUCUACAUGGUGCAUCAGUUCCAGCUCCAGUCACCACCACCGUUGUGUCUGGCAGCUCAACCGAAACCGAUGUAGUCUCAUUCUACAAGACUGUUGAUUCUGAAGGCAACGAAAUCGUUACUUCCACCACCUACACUCUACAUGGUGCAUCAGUUCCAGCUCCAAUCACCACCACCGUUGUGUCUGGCAGCUCAACCGAAACCGAUGUAGUCUCAUUCUACAAGACUGUUGAUUCUGAAGACAACGAAAUCGUUACUUCCACCACCUACACUCUACAUGGUGCAUCAGUUCCAGCUCCAGUCACCACCACCGUUGUGUCUGGCAGUUCAACCGAAACCGAUGUAGUCUCAUUCUACAAGACUGUUGAUUCUGAAGGCAACGAAAUCGUUACUUCCACCACCUACACUCUACAUGGUGCAUCAGUUCCAGCUCCAAUCACCACCACCGUUGUGUCUGGCAGCUCAACCGAAACCGAUGUAGUCUCAUUCUACAAGACUGUUGAUUCUGAAGACAACGAAAUCCUUACUUCCACCACCUACAUUCUACAUGGUGCAUCAGUUCCAGCUCCAAUCACCACCACCAUUGUGUCUGGCAGCUCAACCGAAACCGAUGUAGUCUCAUUCUACAAGACUGUUGAUUCUGAAGGCAACGAAAUCGUUACUUCCACCACCUACACUCUACAUGGUGCAUCAGUUCCAGCUCCAGUCACCACCACCGUUGUGUCUGGCAGCUCAACCGAAACCGAUGUAGUCUCAUUCUACAAGACUGUUGAUUCUGAAGGCAACGAAAUCGUUACUUCCACCACCUACACUCUACAUGGUGCAUCAGUUCCAGCUCCAGUCACCACCACCGUUGUGUCUGGCAGCUCAACCGAAACCGAUGUAGUCUCAUUCUACAAGACUGUUGAUUCUGAAGACAACGAAAUCGUUACUUCCACCACCUACACUCUACAUGGUGCAUCAGUUCCAGCUCCAAUCACCACCACCAUUGUGUCUGGCAGCUCAACUGAAACCGAUGUAGUCUCAUUCUACAAGACUGUUGAUUCUGAAGGCAACGAAAUCGUUACUUCCACCACCUACACUCUACAUGGUGCAUCAGUUCCAGCUCCAGUCACCACCACCGUUGUGUCUGGCAGCUCAACUGAAACCGAUGUAGUCUCAUUCUACAAGACUGUUGAUUCUGAAGGCAACGAAAUCGUUACUUCCACCACCUACACUCUACAUGGUGCAUCAGUUCCAGCUCCAGUCACCACCACCGUUGUGUCUGGCAGCUCAACCGAAACCGAUGUAGUCUCAUUCUACAAGACUGUUGAUUCUGAAGGCAACGAAAUCGUUACUUCCACCACCUACACUCUACAUGGUGCAUCAGUUCCAGCUCCAAUCACCACCACCGUUGUGUCUGGCAGCUCAACCGAAACCGAUGUAGUCUCAUUCUACAAGACUGUUGAUUCUGAAGACAACGAAAUCGUUACUUCCACCACCUACACUCUACAUGGUGCAUCAGUUCCAUCUGCCUUCACCACCACUGUUGUGUCUGGCAGCUCAACUGAAACCGAUGUAGUCUCAUUCUACAAGACUGUUGAUUCUGAAGGCAACGAAAUCGUUACUUCCACCACCUACACUCUACAUGGUGCAUCAGUUCCAGCUCCAGUCACCACCACCGUUGUGUCUGGCAGCUCAACUGAAACCGAUGUAGUCUCAUUCUACAAGACUGUUGAUUCUGAAGACAACGAAAUCGUUACUUCCACCACCUACACUCUACAUGGUGCAUCAGUUCCAGCUCCAGUCACCACCACCGUUGUGUCUGGCAGCUCAACCGAAACCGAUGUAGUCUCAUUCUACAAGACUGUUGAUUCUGAAGACAACGAAAUCGUUACUUCCACCACCUACACUCUACAUGGUGCAUCAGUUCCAUCUGCCUUCACCACCACUGUUGUGUCUGGCAGCUCAACCGAAACCGAUGUAGUCUCAUUCUACAAGACUGUUGAUUCUGAAGACAACGAAAUCGUUACUUCCACCACCUACACUCUACAUGGUGCAUCAGUUCCAGCUCCAAUCACCACCACCGUUGUGUCUGGCAGCUCAACUGAAACCGAUGUAGUCUCAUUCUACAAGACUGUUGAUUCUGAAGGCAACGAAAUCGUUACUUCCACCACCUACACUCUACAUGGUGCAUCAGUUCCAGCUCCAGUCACCACCACCGUUGUGUCUGGCAGCUCAACUGAAACCGAUGUAGUCUCAUUCUACAAGACUGUUGAUUCUGAAGGCAACGAAAUCGUUACUUCCACCACCUACACUCUACAUGGUGCAUCAGUUCCAGCUCCAGUCACCACCACCGUUGUGUCUGGCAGCUCAACUGAAACCGAUGUAGUCUCAUUCUACAAGACUGUUGAUUCUGAAGGCAACGAAAUCGUUACUUCCACCACCUACACUCUACAUGGUGCAUCAGUUCCAGCUCCAGUCACCACCACCGUUGUGUCUGGCAGCUCAACUGAAACCGAUGUAGUCUCAUUCUACAAGACUGUUGAUUCUGAAGACAACGAAAUCGUUACUUCCACCACCUACACUCUACAUGGUGCAUCAGUUCCAGCUCCAAUCACCACCACCAUUGUGUCUGGCAGCUCAACUGAAACCGAUGUAGUCUCAUUCUACAAGACUGUUGAUUCUGAAGGCAACGAAAUCGUUACUUCCACCACCUACACUCUACAUGGUGCAUCAGUUCCAGCUCCAGUCACCACCACCGUUGUGUCUGGCAGCUCAACUGAAACCGAUGUAGUCUCAUUCUACAAGACUGUUGAUUCUGAAGGCAACGAAAUCGUUACUUCCACCACCUACACUCUACAUGGUGCAUCAGUUCCAGCUCCAGUCACCACCACCGUUGUGUCUGGCAGCUCAACUGAAACCGAUGUAGUCUCAUUCUACAAGACUGUUGAUUCUGAAGGCAACGAAAUCGUUACUUCCACCACCUACACUCUACAUGGUGCAUCAGUUCCAUCUGCCUUCACCACCACCGUUGUGUCUGGCAGCUCAACCGAAACCGAUGUAGUUUCAUUCUACAAGACUGUUGAUUCUGAAGACAACGAAAUCGUUACUUCCACCACCUACACUCUACAUGGUGCAUCAGUUCCAUCUGCCUUCACCACCACCGUUGUGUCUGGCAGCUCAACCGAAACCGAUGUAGUUUCAUUCUACAAGACUGUUGAUUCUGAAGACAACGAAAUCGUUACUUCCACCACCUACACUCUACAUGGUGCAUCAGUUCCAUCUGCCUUCACCACCACCGUUGUGUCUGGCAGCUCAACUGAAACCGAUGUAGUCUCAUUCUACAAGACUGUUGAUUCUGAAGGCAACGAAAUCGUUACUUCCACCACCUACACUCUACAUGGUGCAUCAGUUCCAGCUCCAGUCACCACCACCGUUGUGUCUGGCAGCUCAACUGAAACCGAUGUAGUCUCAUUCUACAAGACUGUUGAUUCUGAAGGCAACGAAAUCGUUACUUCCACCACCUACACUCUACAUGGUGCAUCAGUUCCAUCUGCCUUCACCACCACCGUUGUGUCUGGCAGCUCAACCGAAACCGAUGUAGUCUCAUUCUACAAGACUGUUGAUUCUGAAGGCAACGAAAUCGUUACUUCCACCACCUACACUCUACAUGGUGCAUCAGUUCCAGCUCCAGUCACCACCACCGUUGUGUCUGGCAGCUCAACUGAAACCGAUGUAGUCUCAUUCUACAAGACUGUUGAUUCUGAAGGCAACGAAAUCGUUACUUCCACCACCUACACUCUACAUGGUGCAUCAGUUCCAGCUCCAGUCACCACCACCGUUGUGUCUGGCAGCUCAACCGAAACCGAUGUAGUCUCAUUCUACAAGACUGUUGAUUCUGAAGGCAACGAAAUCGUUACUUCCACCACCUACACUCUACAUGGUGCAUCAGUUCCAGCUCCAAUCACCACCACCAUUGUGUCUGGCAGCUCAACCGAAACCGAUGUAGUCUCAUUCUACAAGACUGUUGAUUCUGAAGACAACGAAAUCGUUACUUCCACCACUUACACUCUACAUGGUGCAUCAGUUCCAGCUCCAGUCACCACCACCGUUGUGUCUGGCAGCUCAACUGAAACCGAUGUAGUCUCAUUCUACAAGACUGUUGAUUCUGAAGGCAACGAAAUCGUUACUUCCACCACCUACACUCUACAUGGUGCAUCAGUUCCAGCUCCAAUCACCACCACCGUUGUGUCUGGCAGCUCAACUGAAACCGAUGUAGUCUCAUUCUACAAGACUGUUGAUUCUGAAGGCAACGAAAUCGUUACUUCCACCACCUACACUCUACAUGGUGCAUCAGUUCCAGCUCCAGUCACCACCACCGUUGUGUCUGGCAGCUCAACUGAAACCGAUGUAGUCUCAUUCUACAAGACUGUUGAUUCUGAAGGCAACGAAAUCGUUACUUCCACCACCUACACUCUACAUGGUGCAUCAGUUCCAUCUGCCUUCACCACCACCGUUGUGUCUGGCAGCUCAACCGAAACCGAUGUAGUCUCAUUCUACAAGACUGUUGAUUCUGAAGACAACGAAAUCGUUACUUCCACCACCUACACUCUACAUGGUGCAUCAGUUCCAUCUGCCUUCACCACCACCGUUGUGUCUGGCAGCUCAACCGAAACCGAUGUAGUCUCAUUCUACAAGACUGUUGAUUCUGAAGGCAACGAAAUCGUUACUUCCACCACCUACACUCUACAUGGUGCAUCAGUUCCAUCUGCCUUCACCACCACCGUUGUGUCUGGCAGCUCAACUGAAACCGAUGUAGUCUCAUUCUACAAGACUGUUGAUUCUGAAGACAACGAAAUCGUUACUUCCACCACCUACACUCUACAUGGUGCAUCAGUUCCAGCUCCAGUCACCACCACCGUUGUGUCUGGCAGCUCAACUGAAACCGAUGUAGUCUCAUUCUACAAGACUGUUGAUUCUGAAGACAACGAAAUCGUUACUUCCACCACCUACACUCUACAUGGUGCAUCAGUUCCAUCUGCCUUCACCACCACCGUUGUGUCUGGCAGCUCAACUGAAACCGAUGUAGUCUCAUUCUACAAGACUGUUGAUUCUGAAGGCAACGAAAUCGUUACUUCCACCACCUACACUCUACAUGGUGCAUCAGUUCCAGCUCCAGUCACCACCACCGUUGUGUCUGGCAGCUCAACCGAAACCGAUGUAGUCUCAUUCUACAAGACUGUUGAUUCUGAAGGCAACGAAAUCGUUACUUCCACCACCUACACUCUACAUGGUGCAUCAGUUCCAGCUCCAGUCACCACCACCGUUGUGUCUGGCAGCUCAACUGAAACCGAUGUAGUCUCAUUCUACAAGACUGUUGAUUCUGAAGACAACGAAAUCGUUACUUCCACCACCUACACUCUACAUGGUGCAUCAGUUCCAGCUCCAGUCACCACCACCGUUGUGUCUGGCAGCUCAACUGAAACCGAUGUAGUCUCAUUCUACAAGACUGUUGAUUCUGAAGGCAACGAAAUCGUUACUUCCACCACCUACACUCUACAUGGUGCAUCAGUUCCAGCUCCAGUCACCACCACCGUUGUGUCUGGCAGCUCAACUGAAACCGAUGUAGUCUCAUUCUACAAGACUGUUGAUUCUGAAGGCAACGAAAUCGUUACUUCCACCACCUACACUCUACAUGGUGCAUCAGUUCCAGCUCCAGUCACCACCACCGUUGUGUCUGGCAGCUCAACCGAAACCGAUGUAGUCUCAUUCUACAAGACUGUUGAUUCUGAAGGCAACGAAAUCGUUACUUCCACCACCUACACUCUACAUGGUGCAUCAGUUCCAGCUCCAGUCACCACCACCGUUGUGUCUGGCAGCUCAACCGAAACCGAUGUAGUCUCAUUCUACAAGACUGUUGAUUCUGAAGACAACGAAAUCGUUACUUCCACCACCUACACUCUACAUGGUGCAUCAGUUCCAGCUCCAGUCACCACCACCGUUGUGUCUGGCAGCUCAACCGAAACCGAUGUAGUCUCAUUCUACAAGACUGUUGAUUCUGAAGGCAACGAAAUCGUUACUUCCACCACCUACACUCUACAUGGUGCAUCAGUUCCAGCUCCAGUCACCACCACCGUUGUGUCUGGCAGCUCAACCGAAACCGAUGUAGUCUCAUUCUACAAGACUGUUGAUUCUGAAGACAACGAAAUCGUUACUUCCACCACCUACACUCUACAUGGUGCAUCAGUUCCAUCUGCCUUCACCACCACUGUUGUGUCUGGCAGCUCAACUGAAACCGAUGUAGUCUCAUUCUACAAGACUGUUGAUUCUGAAGGCAACGAAAUCGUUACUUCCACCACCUACACUCUACAUGGUGCAUCAGUUCCAGCUCCAGUCACCACCACCGUUGUGUCUGGCAGCUCAACUGAAACCGAUGUAGUCUCAUUCUACAAGACUGUUGAUUCUGAAGACAACGAAAUCGUUACUUCCACCACCUACACUCUACAUGGUGCAUCAGUUCCAGCUCCAAUCACCACCACCAUUGUGUCUGGCAGCUCAACCGAAACCGAUGUAGUCUCAUUCUACAAGACUGUUGAUUCUGAAGACAACGAAAUCGUUACUUCCACCACCUACACUCUACAUGGUGCAUCAGUUCCAUCUGCCUUCACCACCACCGUUGUGUCUGGCAGCUCAACUGAAACCGAUGUAGUCUCAUUCUACAAGACUGUUGAUUCUGAAGACAACGAAAUCGUUACUUCCACCACCUACACUCUACAAGGUGCAUCAGUUCCAUCUGCCUUCACCACCACCGUUGUGUCUGGCAGCUCAACUGAAACCGAUGUAGUCUCAUUCUACAAGACU
This is a messenger RNA of Vanderwaltozyma polyspora DSM 70294, 7332 nucleotides long. Its product is annotated as Ig-like domain-containing protein. The annotation marks the transcript as partial. The transcript has a single exon. The record is from RefSeq and is a predicted model, not a curated record. NCBI's taxonomy places the organism in Eukaryota, Fungi, Ascomycota, Saccharomycetes, Saccharomycetales, Saccharomycetaceae.